Adineta ricciae is the source of this 1401-nucleotide messenger RNA. NCBI's taxonomy places the organism in Eukaryota, Metazoa, Rotifera, Eurotatoria, Adinetida, Adinetidae. The record is from the annotation of a GenBank genome assembly.
AUGAAAAAUUAUCUGGAUAGCUAUAAAAGUAUCUUUCUCGAUAUAAAUUUACGCGAUUUUUGGACGAUCUCUUCAUUGAUACGCAACGAACAACGUCUUCCAUCGUAUGAAGUGCUAAUUGACAACCUAACUCAGUUUUGGUUGGAGAAAAAUCACUAUAGCAAACAUUACUAUUUGCCUCUACUAUGUGUGCGAACCGGUUUCGACUUAUUCUUACGUGUCAAUCAAUUUCCUGAACAAAGUGAAAUUAUCAUGUCUGCAAUAAAUAUUCCAUCUAUGAUCACAUUAGUGCAAUGUCAUCGGCUGAAAGUUAUCCCGUGCGAUAUUAGUCUAGAUACAUUAGAAAUGAAUCUAGAUAACGUCAAACGUUUAAUAACGUCGAAAACAGUUGCAAUUGUGUACGCUCACAUUUACGGUAGAUGUGUCGAUGUCUCAAAAUUAGUGGAUCUAGCCUACGAAAGCAAUAUUUAUUUUAUCGAAGAUUGCGCAGAGAGUUUUUCGGGAUUUUGUUCGUGUUCAACGAAAGACAACAAGUCAACACUCGAUAUGUACUGCCCAACAAAUCUAUUUGCUGAUCAUCAUCCAACAUGUUACACGGGACAUCCACGUUCUCAUUUGAUUUUAUACAGUUUUGGUGUUUUGAAAUUUUGUACAUCAUUAGGCGGUGGUAUAGCUAAGAUUUCCGAUUAUAAUCUCUAUCAGAAAAUGCGAGACAUAUUCAAUCAAGAUCCAAUUCAAUCGAUCGAACAAUAUGCAACUAAUGUGAAAAAAUAUUUUUAUUUAUUUUGGUUAUUGAAUGUUCCUUAUGUAAUCAAGCCAUUGAUGUAUUUAGUGCGUUUAUUUAAAAUCAAUCACAUGGAAUUUGUUGUAAGUCGCCUUCGAGCAUUUACAAAACCUCCUAAACCUGAAGAAUUAUUUCUCUCCUUACGUCGUCAACCGUGCCGUCCAUUGCUUGCUUUUCUCGCGCACCGUUUUCAAACAUACGAUUAUCAACAUUUACAAAUGCAAAAACAAAAUGCCCUUUAUGUUAUCAAUCAACUAAACAAAACACCUAAUAUUCAAUUCAUUGGCUUAGAAUGUCCAAUAAAGAACUUUUGGCUAUUCCCAAUCAUUGUUUCGAAACCUGACAUAUUUGUUCGAAUGCUUUCUGAACAUCAUAUUGAUGCUUAUCGUGGCACUACGCAAUUAAAUGUUAUUACCAAACAAUUAACUGAUACAGAUAAUGUUCCAGUAAGUAUAGAUGAUUGCCAUAAAUGUCCGAAUGCUGAAUAUUUGAUCGAGCAUGUGAUUUACCUACCUGUACAUUGCUACGUACCAAAACAAGUGCUAGAUCGCUUAAUCAAAGUUGUGAAUCAGACAGCACGACAAAUUGAUCAAUAUCAUUUAAGAUCCAAAUUAUGA